This is a messenger RNA of Stereum hirsutum FP-91666 SS1, 1423 nucleotides long. RefSeq lists its product as uncharacterized. The transcript has 3 exons. The record is from RefSeq and is a predicted model, not a curated record. Lineage: Eukaryota; Fungi; Basidiomycota; Agaricomycetes; Russulales; Stereaceae. Gene Ontology annotation, molecular function: RNA 7-methylguanosine cap binding; mRNA binding. Bases 16 to 1200 code for a protein of 394 amino acids.
GCUUCCAAACCAGUUAUGGAUGCCUCAGACCCAUCGUUCUUCUCUACUCCAGAGCUCUCCUAUGACGACACACUUUCGUAUUCGGAACAAAUCCCAACCACUAUAUCAGAAUCGACGUCCGUGGCCGAAUUCCUCGAUGAGUCGUCUUCGACUGAGCCACAUGGACCGUCUCUAGCGGACCGCAUAGGCAGGGGAAAAGUCUAUCUGUUAGAAGAUGUCACAGCAUCAGCGAGUACUUCAAGGACUUCCAAGAGGAAGAGAGGAGAUGAAGCGGCUUCAGAAGAUGUGGCUGAAGGCCUCGAAGAGGACAUGGAUGCGGACAGCAACAGACGCGCAAAUGCUCUACUGCUACAGGGAUCACCUAUAACCCAUCUCCCUACCGCUCGAAUCUUUGCCUACGCGACCCACUUCGACACCCACCCCAUAGGUCUCGAAUGGAUCUCUGAUACAACAUGCAUUCUCGUCUUCCCUUCAUCGUCAUCUGCGCGCAUCGCCUACUCGUCACUACAGAAGACUAAAGUCGGUCCGGACUCACUCCCAGCAGAAGAUGAAGAGGGCUUCGUUGUGGCCAAAAGUAUUCCCAUGGCUUUCUGGCCCGCAGAGGAACGAAUCAACGCGAGUCUAGGAAAAGGUGAAGGUUUGAAGGGCACUAUUCUUAUGCGAUGGGCCAGGAUCGAUGAUGUAAAGAAGAAGAGGGCGAAAGAGGAGAGCGCAUUCUACAGGAAAUAUGGAAUGGAUGCCGGGAAGGAAGCGGAGAAGAGAAAUAAGGACUUGGAGGCGCGGAUAGACCCCAGGUCUGAGCUGGAGUCUCGGCUCGGUGGGACAGACGUAUCUAGUAAGAGGCGGAGGACUGAAACGGACAAGGACAAGAAGGAUGAGCUGGACCGAGAGCUGGAGGGCUUUUUGAAGGCAGAUAGCGAGGAUGAGGUCGAGGAGCCACCUUCGAAGAUGCGGUCAGAUUACCUUGAUGGUGGACGACAUGGUAGGGCAAAGAGUCUCUUGGAGAGAACAUCGGAGCUACGGAGUCAUCCUUCGGCGUCGUUGGCUGAUAGAAUUGUGGCGAGACUACCGAGAAGGGCUAGGAGAGACUCUCCACCUGAACGGGCUCCCCGCGAGCGUACCGGGAGAGCCUCUCCUACCAAGAAGAGCCAGCAGGAAUUAGACGACGAGCUGGACGCUUUCUUGACUGGACGUGGAUGAGGACCAUAUAGCAUAUCAUGUCUUUGCCAAAUUAUGCAGGUGUGGCGUCUUUCUUGGUGUACACGUCGGAGCUUACCGGGGCCACAGUCCCACCAUCCAUGUCGAAGUACUUACCAAUUGUAGUCAGUUCACAGGAUACUUUUAUCAGAAUCGAAAGCACUGUGAACGCCCGCUUUCGGACUGUUUGAUCGCAUCUGCGUCCAUCCAUGCGUAUCGCUCACUG